ACCAUAGAAAGAAGUACGGUAUUUAUUUUUAGAUAACCACACUUUUGCAUUUUUGAGAUAUUUAACCUAGAUUUUCAUUUAUUUUCCAUAAAUUACUACUUUCUUCUGUUUCGUUUUUCAUCACGUCUAAAUAAUUUAGUAUAAUUUGAUCUGAGGAUGCAGGACCCAAAUGAAGAUACAGAAUGGAAUGAUGUCCUUAGAUCAAAAGGGAUCAUACCUCCUAAAAAGGAGAAAGAAAUAACUGAAGAUGAAAUAGUAUCUAUUGUUGAAGAUACAAUAAAACAAAAACAAGUUGGAGAUGGUAAAAAGGACAUAUCUGAAUUGGAUUUAGAUGAAUUAGAUGAGCUGGAAGACUCAGAAGAUGAGGCAAUACUAUUGGAGUAUCGAAACAAAAGGAUAGCAGAAAUAAAAGCAUUGGCUGAGAAGUCAAAAUUUGGCACUGUUCAAGAAAUUUCUGCUCAGGAUUAUAUUCAGGAAGUCAAUAAAGCUGGAGUGGGCAUUUGGGUUGUUCUUCAUUUGUAUAGACAAGGAAUACCAUUGUGUAGUCUGAUUAACCAAUAUUUGCAAACACUGGCUGCCAAAUAUCCUACUGUAAAGUUUCUGAAGUCAGUUUCUACAACAUGUAUUCCAAAUUAUCCUGACAAAAAUUUGCCAACAAUUUUUAUUUAUUUUGAGGGAGAUAUGAAAACCCAACUUGUUGGUCCAUUAGCAGUUAGAGGACCAAAUGUGACACUUGAUGAGUUUGAAUACCUAUUAGGACAGACCGGUGCAAUUGAAACACCUAUAAAGGAGGAUCCUAGGCCUGUUAUAAAGGAUAAGUUAUUCUCUGAUUUGUCCAGUGCUAAUAACGACUGGUGAAAGAAAAUAAAGAACAAUGAAGGCUCAUAAUUAUGAUUCACUUUUUCAUUCACUGGAAGUUCAAAAACUGGGUUUUCGAUUUGUUUUAUUUUGUUUAUUUAUUUGUAAAUAAGUAACAUACAAUUUACCUCCAGUUAUUCAUUUGUUAACAAAUGUGUUUUUAAAGAAAAAAUAAAAAGCGUGUGCAAAUAACAUUUCA
Molecule: messenger RNA, 1057 nt
Organism: Agrilus planipennis (emerald ash borer)
Lineage: Eukaryota; Metazoa; Arthropoda; Insecta; Coleoptera; Buprestidae
Gene: viaf
Product: viral IAP-associated factor homolog
Exons: 5
Coding region: 157-858 (233 amino acids)
Biological process (GO): protein folding
Cellular component (GO): cytoplasm
Source: RefSeq, a predicted model, not a curated record